Molecule: messenger RNA, 1422 nt
Organism: Racocetra fulgida
Lineage: Eukaryota; Fungi; Glomeromycota; Glomeromycetes; Diversisporales; Gigasporaceae
Source: the annotation of a GenBank genome assembly
AUGACUCAGGUAUAUAAUAUUUCUAGCUCUCAAUAUGCAAAAGAGGCGUCGAACUAUAUUAAAAUUUUAAAUGAAUUGCGUCGUAUUGGUGCCCAAUUCGCCUUGCCUAGAUCUGAUGGAACUUGUACUCGCUGUGUGAUGGAACUGAGACUAUCCGAAGUUCCCAAAACAUGGUCAUGUCAAGUUUCUCUUCGCAAAGAAUAUGAUGAACAUGAAAAACGCCUUUCUAAUCCUAUUGAAACUAAAUUUGGUAGCCCGAUUGAUGAUCCAGAUAAAGUUGAGUUAAUGGCACGUCGUGCUCAAAAGGCAUUAUUAAAUCCUAUGAAAGAAAGCGAUGAAUAUAUUGAUUGGGAUUUUAAAGACCAAACUUAUGAAGAUGAUUCUCAAUUAAACGGUCUUAAGUUUACGAAAAAUGUUGUGUGCAUGGAAAUUAAAGGUCCUAAUGUCCCAAACUUAAGUUUAAUUGAUUUGCCGGGAAUUAUCCACAACCAAGCAAUCGUAACUCUUGCAAAAGAAGCCGAUCCUUUAGGAAUUCGAACUCUAGGCGUUCUUACAAAACCUGAUAUGAUUGAAGAGGGAACACAUGAUACCUGGUUAAAGAUUAUGAGAGGUGAAGCUAAUCCACUUGAACUCGGGUAUUAUGUCGUAAAGAAUCCAACUAAAGUGCAGCGCAUGGAUAAUAUUGGGUUCGAAGAAGCUAGAUUAGCUGAAAGCGAGUUUUUUGAAAAAGAAGAUCCGUGGAAUGAUUUUCAUUUACAAGAAAGAAUCGGGGUUAAAAAUUUGCAAAAUAAAUUAUCCGAAUUAUUAAUUAAAGCUAUUAAAAGAAGUCUUCCAGAUAUCCGAAAAGACGUUGAAGAAAAGUUAGAUGAGGAUUUAGAAAAACUUCCAAUGCAACUCUCUGAUAAUCCAAAAAUUGACUUAUUUCGCCUGAUAAAAAAUUGCUCCACGAUUAUCAAAGACAAAACUACUUGCUCAAAUAAUCAAAUUGAAUUAUGGAAAUCACUUAAUAAUCAAUUUGUGCAAUUCAAAGUAGAAUUUUAUGCUUUCCGUCCAAUUUUCUCAAUUGAUUACAGUAAUAAUUAUAUCAAUAAUAUCGGAGAAAGGCCCUCAGGUAUAAUUGAUAUACUCAAAGAUUUCAUCGAAGACUGCCCCACAGACAAAAGUAAUAUAAGUAUGGACCAAGUGCAGCAAUUAACGGAAGCCCAAGUCACUGAAAUAAUUAGAAAUGCUCGUGGAAGAUUACUCCCCGGUUUUAUUCCUCAUUCAGCCGUACAGACUGUUAUCCAAGCACAUCAAAACCAAUGGAAAAAACCUGCUAUAAAUUGUUUAAAUGCUGUUUAUGAGAUUAUGAUAAAAGUUGUGAAUGAGACAAUAGAAAACAUCUUUUCAAGAUUUCCUGGUUUAGUUGGACGCAUGGAGUAA